Molecule: messenger RNA, 3623 nt
Organism: Abrus precatorius (Indian licorice)
Lineage: Eukaryota; Viridiplantae; Streptophyta; Magnoliopsida; Fabales; Fabaceae
Exons: 7
Coding region: 1180-2607 (475 amino acids)
Cellular component (GO): plasma membrane
Source: RefSeq, a predicted model, not a curated record
AGGUAACGGGGGUGCAUGCCAGCUGUGACCAUAUCACACACUCUUGUGUUCUUCUCUCCCUCUAUCGUUCUUCUCCUCUCUUCUGUUCCUCCGUGGUGCUGCUGCAGCUCCUCCUCUUCCGUUAGGGUUUCUUCUUCUCUUUCUUCUCCGAUCCAUAUUUCGCCACCGCAACUCUUCUCCACUCUUCCACUCUUUGCUCUCCUCAUAUACGGUACCGUGUUUCAACCUUACCCUCUCUAACUGCUCCUUCCUUGCUAACUCCAAUCUUCGAUUGUUCGAUUAUAUUUGCAUUACUAUUUUCUCGUGUCAAAUUUGGAUUUGGUGAUCGCGCUGCUUAUUGUUUCUUUUAAGUGUAAAGAGGAAAAAUUAUAUGUGCGGUGCCUCUGCACAACUCACUCGUUGCUAUAGUUGUUUCCUUCGGGGUAGCUGAGAAAUUUUGCACACUAGUUGUUUAACACUGCAAGCUAAUCUGAAGAGUUAGGUUCUGUUAUUCAUUUGGCUGAAAUGUUGUUGACAUGGAAGGAGAGGUGAGUUAUGUGGGAAAAUUGUUCUGCACACAGUGUGGCCAAAAAUAGGAAGUUGAAGUUGAAACAUCUUCGGUUGAUUUGUACCUUUUCGUUUUUAAUUGAUAUUUUAUAGGUCUAGUUAUCUUGUUAUAGGGAAUGGCAGAAACAAAAUUCUAGGGUUUGAAAACCACAGUUGUGCAGUUUGGAUGCAGUGUGAUGCUUGUAAUAUAACAGUGCUUAGGUUUGGCGGUGCCUAUUUUUUACCUUCAUGAUGUACCCUCACUAUUUAGUUGUGAGGGUUGCCCUCUCCCAAAUUUCCAUUUUGAAUUGAUGCCUGCGACAGAGUAAUUCCUGCUAAAUUGUAGCUCGGUUUUUUUUUUUUUUUUCCUUUUUCUUUUGGACGUGAAAAUCUUGAAUUACAAUCACAUGGAAUUUUCCCUGUGCAGUAGGAUGUUUAUGAUGGCUUCGGGAAAUUAAGUGCUAGUUCUGAAUAGUACUUGGUUCUGAUUAUUCUCUUUGAAUGGGCUAAACUUUUCUCUUCUAUUAAUCACAGAUCUUGAGCUCGGAGGUUUAACCGAGUUUGCUUCAUUGCUAUGUGGCAUUGCUUGGCUUAUCACCAGCAACCACUUGGUUCUCCUGUGUAAACUCAAUGGUACCAGAAGGCUAGGGAGUUAUGGGCUGCUUUCAGGAUGCUAAUUGUUAUAGGGGUUCUUUGUGGUGUCAGCUAAUUCUAUUUUUCAUCUGGCUUCCUACUUUCCGAGAUGUGAUAGCACAAGAAACACAUGCUAACCCUAGAAAAAUUUCUUCUCUGGUAGAGUUAGCUAAGGAGCCUGCUUCUGGAGAGUCUGGACUCUUUGAUCCCAUAGAAAUAUCACCUGCUGUCAUUCCGAAAUUCCCAUAUCCCACUGAGUCUUUCCCACCAAUGUACCCGACUUUCCCAACCAAAUAUGAACCAGUUUUAACUGGUAAAUGCCCUGUAAACUUUUCUCAUUCAGAUAUAUCAUAUAUCCUAGAUAAAACAGCAUCUGAUUGUUCUGGACCUUUGGCAGCCCUUGUAGGGAAUGUAAUAUGUUGUCCACAGUUUAGUAGCUUAAUCCACAUCUUCCAGGGAUUCUUUAGCAUGAAAUCUGAUAAUUUGGUUUUGCCGAAUGCAGUUGCUGAUCAUUGUUUUUCUGAUAUUAUUAGUAUUCUAGCCAGUAGAGGGGCAAAUAGUACGAUCCCCACACUUUGCUCCAUAAAACCAGAUAAUUUUACAGGUGGAUCAUGUCAUGUGAAGGACGAAUCUACUUUUGAAAAAACAGUUAACACUAGUAAGUUACUUGAGGCUUGCAGCACUGUUGAUCCACUUAAAGAGUGUUGUAGACCUGUUUGCCAGCAUGCAAUAAUGGAUGCUGCACUUCAGAUUUCUGAAAAACAAAUGAUGAUCAACAAUAAUGGAAAUAUGGGUGGGGAAGAAAAUCACACUGAUUAUCUUAAUGAUUGUAAAGGUGUGGUUUAUUCAUAUCUUUCCAAAAAGCUAUCAUUUGAGACUGCAAAUACUGCAUUCCGAAUACUAUCUGCCUGCAAAGUCAACAAAGUUUGUCCUUUGACUUUAAAGGAGCCUGCAGAAGUAAUUAAUGCAUGUAGGAAUGUAGCGGCCCCUAGCCCUUCAUGUUGUAGUUCAUUAAACUCGUAUAUUGCUGUGGUACAAAAGCAAAUGUUAAUUACAAAUAAACAAGCUAUAAUAUGUGCGACACUUUUUGGAUCUAUGUUACGUGGAGGUGGAGUAAUGACAAAUAUUUAUGAGCUUUGUGAUGUUGACUUGAAAGAUUUCAGCAUACAAGCCUAUGGACAACAAGGAUGUUUACUUCGAAGCUUGCCUGGAGAUGUGAUAUUUGAUAAUUCAUCAGGCUUUAGCUUUACAUGUGAUUUGAGCGACAACAUUGCUGCACCCUGGCCUUCAUCAUCUUCAAUUACAUCUGUAUCACUUUGUGCACCUGAGAUGUCAUUACCUGCUCUCCCAACUUCACAGACAUUUAAAAAUAUGGGUUGUAAUACUGGGGAAGUGGGAUUGCUUGUGCUUAUUUUUUCAUUUUUCAUCUUCAGUACACUUUUGUAUUGAAGAGAUUUUUUAGGGUUCAAAUGUGUGUCGGGAAGGCAUUUCAAAGUGUCUUUGGUGUGGCUUUUGCAUGUAUAUUUUUGAAUGGCCUCAUUGUAUAGAAAUCCCCCCUUUUUCCCCCCUUUCACGUGUCUUCUACUUGUAUGCUCUGAGCAGAUCAUUCCGGAGCUAGUGCUCAUUUGAUUUAGGAUCCAUAAGUGUGGUGUGAAGGGUUCGAUUAUUUUGUGUUGAAAUGCAGACAAGUAGAUGCUAGAUUGGCACGUAAGGUUCUGCUGACUAUGGCAGCAUCAAGGACUAAUUUAAACCGCUAGAUGAUGUUUUGAUGCGAUUGGUACGCCUCAUUUGGUUAGACCCACAAUAAGAAUACUAAUUUUUAUGACUUAAGCAUCUAAGCAGUCUUAACUCGAGAUUAAUUUCGAGUCUUAUGGUUCGAGUACUUGAAUACACUUCCAUUUAAUAAGACUUGCAUGGAAGUUAAGAGUGUGCAUCGGACGGGUUGGGGCCAAAAAUCUCAAUCCGAAACAGAGAAUACUUAAAGCUGGACCGUUUCUGAUUGCAUGGUCCCUUUUUUCAUUUCAGAGCAUCGUUACUUUGAAACAAGAUGAAAUACACACAGCGCAUGAGAAAAAUUCCUCCACUUUUGCAAAUGCAGAUGGGGAGAGGGGAAAGAAUCGAAGACAAAAACGUAAGAACAUGUAACAACAUACGAUGGGCAGGGAUGAAAUGUGUGAUCUUACAAGUUCAAAGCUUGAACUAAAAUAAGGAGAAAUAACACAAUAGCAACAGUGUAGAGGAACAGGUGAGGCGAGAUUAGAGUCUACAAGAAAUGGAAAUGAAUGAAAACAAGGCCUCACAAUUCUAUUGGCUGCAGGUGGGUUGGGGCCUUGGUGGUUUACUUGCUUGGCAACACAACAUCCAUGAGACUUCUUUGGUGCCUCAAUGGGGAUGAUGCGGUAGACUAGUCGCAUAGAGUAAAUGCGGCUUUUCUUUUUUAAUGGACAAUGAAUAGUAAAGAGUUU